UCGCUACACAAAAACAGAAACCCCAAACCCUCAACUUUUCUCUCUCCUCUUCUUAUUUCCCCCACCGCAUCCGCCACCAGUCGCCGGCGCUCCAUCUCGUUGCUCUGCAGCUCCGCCUCCUUGCUACUGUUGUCGCUGCUUCACCGCCCACGGCUCACCCAACACAGCUCAAAAUGGGUGCACAGGUUGAACUCCCAGAGGAAAGGCUCAAAUCUUUCCUGUGUCAGUUGCAAGCAGAAUCCGGAAUUCUUGACAGAAUCAUAUACAAAAACAAAAAUCAGCAUCGGAGGUGUUCCUAUUUUCAGUACCUCUUGAAGGUUAGGAGGGAUGUAAAGCUUUUUAAUUCAAUUCACAUGGAGGAGCUUUUAGAUUCAUGUUUUAAUGUUAUUACUGGAGAAAAGCCUAAACAGAAGGCAAGUGUUCUGGAAAGUUUGAAGAGGAAGAAAUGUGACGGUGUAAAAUUCAAUUUUAUUGAACGUCUUCAAGGGGCAGCACGGCUUCUAUCUCAGAUGGUUGAGCCUAUACUGAAGGCAGCUAUUGAAAUAUCUACCUUGCUCGCUCGUUCAUUUUUCAUGGGGUUUUCUGUGAUGAUUCUUGCUCUGCUUGCUCGCCUGAGAGUUUUGGUUCAGCAGAUACUACUGGAUGUUGUUUCUGUAUUCAACGAAGUCUCUUCUCUUGCUCAGAAAAAACAGUCCAUAAAAAUAACUCAGAACGGAAUCGAGGCUUUCCGAGAGUAUUAUCCUACAAUGGAGGAGGAAAUUGUCGUUCUAGAGUGCGUCUGGAAAACGGAUAAAUUUGUAUUGGUAGAAACAUCUAGUAAAGGCAAGAUAUCACAGCAAGGUGGGAGUUCAGAAACAGUACAAACUCCGGGAACAACUAUAAAGUACCAAAGUAUUGGUGCUUUUAUGGAAGAUGAUGAAUAUGAUUCUGAGAAGGCUGAUGUAAACGAGGGUGAAGAGAGUCUCUCAAAGAGGAAAAGACUUGAAUCACAACCACCCAUAUCCAACGAAAAUUUUCAUCAUCCUGAGCAAGUUCAAAUGCUUUCAGUGCCAGAACACGGCUCAGAAAACGUGUUACAACCAACAGAAGACACCGUGGUCAGAGACAAUGCUCUUUCUAGCUCGACUUCAAGCUUAUCUAACCCUAAUUCUAUGUCGAAAAAGAGUGUGGCGUUCAUAUCUGUAAAGAAAACUGCUUCUUCAGCAUCAAAUACAGCAUCUGUAACUCAGAUAGAUGACAGUAUAGACAAAGGGCAUGAUGAUCAAGACAACACCCUUUUCAGUCUUUUUGGUCAGGAAGAAGUAAAAUGUAUUUUUUGAAAAAAUGUUCCUUAAGGUAGCCAGGUUACUUUGAAUCAAAGUAAAUCUUCCUGCUUUAGAAAGGAACGUAAGGAGUAGGAUCGUAUUGACCUUUGUACCUCAAAAUGAUUAUGUUAGCGCAAUUCAUACGAGUCUUAUCAUCUUAUGAUCAAAUGAUGUGCUCAUUU
Messenger RNA from Spinacia oleracea (spinach), 1486 nucleotides. RefSeq lists its product as uncharacterized. The transcript has 9 exons. The record is from RefSeq and is a predicted model, not a curated record. Lineage: Eukaryota; Viridiplantae; Streptophyta; Magnoliopsida; Caryophyllales; Amaranthaceae. Bases 174 to 1319 code for a protein of 381 amino acids.